Eruca vesicaria subsp. sativa (arugula) is the source of this 1358-nucleotide messenger RNA. NCBI's taxonomy places the organism in Eukaryota, Viridiplantae, Streptophyta, Magnoliopsida, Brassicales, Brassicaceae. The record is from the annotation of a GenBank genome assembly.
AAAGAAAGCAAAAGAGUAUUACAAACAGAGAAAGAAAUCAAGAAUGGGUAAAAUGGAGGUUGAGAGGAAAACAACAGGCUGGGCUGCGAGAGACCCAUCUGGUUUACUCUCUCCUUACACCUACACUCUAAGAGAGACAGGACCAGAGGAUGUACACAUCAGAAUCAUUUGCUGUGGAAUCUGUCACACCGAUCUUCAUCAAACCAAAAAUGAUCUUGGCAUGUCGAACUACCCCAUGGUUCCUGGGCACGAGGUUGUAGGGGAAGUGGUGGAGGUGGGGUCAGGUGUGAGCAAGUUCACCGCAGGGGAUAUAGUUGGAGUUGGUUGUCUCGUUGGAUGUUGUGGAGGUUGUAGCCCAUGCGAGAGAGAUCUGGAACAGUACUGUCCCAAGAAGAUCUGGAGCUAUAACGAUGUUUACAUCGAUGGCCAGCCUACACAAGGCGGUUUCGCUAGAGCCACCGUUGUUCACCAAAAGUUUGUGGUGAAGAUUCCAGAAGGAAUGGCGGUUGAGCAGGCGGCACCACUACUGUGCGCCGGUGUGACCGUGUACAGUCCACUGGCUCACUUCGGUCUGAAGAAACCAGGCCUAAGAGGAGGCAUACUAGGGCUAGGUGGAGUUGGUCACAUGGGUGUGAAAAUAGCCAAAGCAAUGGGUCACCAUGUAACCGUCAUAAGCUCAUCAAACAAGAAGAGAGAAGAGGCUUUGAAAGAUCUUGGAGCAGAUGAAUACGUGAUCGGAUCCGACCAAACGAAGAUGAACGAAUUGGCUGAUUCAAUGGAUUACAUAAUCGACACGGUCCCUGUUCAUCAUGCACUUGAGCCUUACUUGUCUCUGCUUAGGCUUGAUGGGAAACUCAUACUCAUGGGAGUCAUCAACCAGCCCUUGCAGUUUAUCACUCCUAUGGUUAUGCUUGGGAGGAAAGUGAUAACUGGGAGCUUCAUAGGGAGCAUGAAGGAAACAGAGGAGAUGCUUGAGUUCUGUAAGGAAAAGGGUUUGAGUUCGAUCAUUGAAACUGUGAAGAUGGAUUAUGUGAACACUGCGUUUGAGAGACUCGAGAAGAACGAUGUGCGUUAUAGGUUUGUGGUUGAUGUUGAAGGAAGCAAACUCGAGGCUUGAAUAACAUGAAACUAAAUCACCUUUUCUCCUUCUUUUAAACCGGAUUUAUACCAUUUUCUGUUUGUUUGUGAGCGUUUAAAAUGGCUUGUCGCUGCUUUUCAUGUGAAAGCAUAUACAUAUAUUGGAAUUAAAACGUCUUUGUUUGAGCAUUUUUUUAAUUAUGAAUUACUUCUUUGAUGGGCUAAGUUACUGGCCUGGAACCCUUUGUUAAGGUUGGAGCCGGGACUAUCUGAUAAACCAA